Arachis ipaensis is the source of this 1596-nucleotide messenger RNA. Its product is annotated as putative choline kinase 2. NCBI's taxonomy places the organism in Eukaryota, Viridiplantae, Streptophyta, Magnoliopsida, Fabales, Fabaceae. The record is from RefSeq and is a predicted model, not a curated record. Gene Ontology annotation, molecular function: ethanolamine kinase activity; choline kinase activity. Gene Ontology annotation, cellular component: cytoplasm. Gene Ontology annotation, biological process: phosphatidylcholine biosynthetic process; phosphatidylethanolamine biosynthetic process.
CCACGUGACCCAUUUUCAUUUCUCACAACUCACAACAAUCUGUCAUCUCUCAACAGAAUCUUACACAAAACGCCACCAAAAAAAAAUAAAAAAUUCAGUAACACUUUAGUUCAAGUAACUCGCACAACAAAGUUGAGUGUUAAAGUCUCUCUCUUUCUUCUCAAUUUUGAUUUUUGAAUGCAUGGUUCACUGCAGAGGUUCCUCUUCUUUUGAUUUGAUAUUCCUCUUUUGCAUUCUCUGCUUCUGAGAGACAAAUCUUUGGUAUUGAUUGGUUGUUCAGCAGAGAUGGUAAUAGAAACAGUUGAAUUGCUGAAAGGCUUUGCAUCCCAUGAAGAGAUUAUGGAGAUUCUUGCCACAGUGGCUGCAGAUUUGGGGGAUGUCAUCGAUGUGAGUUUCUUGCAGGUCAAACCUUUGAAGGGAGCGAUGACUAAUGAGGUUUUCGAGAUAAACUGGCCAGCCAAAAGUGAUGGCCAUCUCAGAAGGGUUCUAGUCCGAUUAUACGGCGAAGGUGUUGAGGUUUUCUUCAACAGGGAGGAUGAAAUCCAAACUUUUGAGAGCAUGUCAAAGCACGGUCAGGGUCCACGCCUUCUUGGCCGGUUCGCCACCGGUCGAGUUGAGGAGUUCAUUCAUGCCAGAACACUUUCGGCUUCGGACCUUUAUGACCCUGAAAUAUCCGCUUUGAUAGCGACUAAGAUGAGGGAGUUUCACAAUCUUGAUAUGCCUGGUGAAAAGAAGGCUCAGUUAUGGCCGAGACUGAGGAAGUGGCUUAAUCAUGCCAAAAGUUUGUGCUCCCCUAAGGAUACCAAGAAUUUUGGGCUGGAAGUUCUGGAUACUGAAAUAAAUAUGCUGCAAGAGUUGUUAUCUGAAGGAAGUGAAGGGAUUGGAUUUUGUCACAAUGACCUACAAUAUGGUAACAUAAUGAUAGAUGAAGAAACAAGAUCAAUCACUUUAAUAGACUAUGAAUACGCCAGUUACAACCCUAUUGCAUAUGACAUUGCAAAUCAUUUCUGCGAAAUGGUAGCAGAUUACCAUAGCGACAAACCCCAUGUUCUUGACUACAGACAAUAUCCUAGUCUUGAAGUGCGACAAAGAUUUAUCCGUGCUUAUUUGAGUUCUGAAGGCAAGAAACCAACCAAAACUGAGGUGGGCCAAUUAGUGAAUGUUGCAGAAAGAUACACACUUGCAAAUCAUCUAUUCUGGGGCUUGUGGGGACUUAUUUCAAGUCAUGUGAAUACAAUAGACUUUGACUACAAGGAGUAUGCAAGGCAAAGAUUUAAGCAAUAUUGGUUGAAGAAGCCUAUUCUUUUGAACUCACCAAGCAUUAUUUCCCAAGAUGGAGUUCCCAAUGGUUCUGUAGCACCCUUCACAAUUUGACAUGAUUGCUUCAUAUGUUUAUCAGUGAGGUUCAACUUAGUAUGUACCAUUCAUUAGUAGCAUCCAAAGGUAUCACAGGCAGCAUAAAAUAUAUGUAGAUAACAUAGGUAAGCCAUUACAUAUUGGUGACUUUACUUAUAUCUAGAACUAUUAUUGAUCUUUUAUUUUGUUUUGUAUUAUUCUCAACUCUAGUCAUAAUAAAUUCUUAUCCUUAUCAAUGUU